AUGACAUCGGCGAAGGAAGGGAAGGCAGUUCCCGCGCUGCCACAGCCGGGCGCAGCAGAAGAGAGGCGCCGGAGCCCCCUGGACCUCCUCCCGCCCCCCGCCAAUUCCAGCAAACCUCUCACCCCCUUCAGCAUCGAAGACAUUCUCAGCAAACCUUCCGGGCACAAAGCUCCUGCCGCCCGCCUGCUGGAAAAGGUUGCAGGCUCGGCUGGACCCCCGCGGAACGGCGUGCCCGCCCCCGACUCUCCGCUCUGCGCCCUGGAGGAGCUGGCUAGCAAGACGUUCCAGGGGCUGGAGCUCAACGUGCUUCAGGCGGCCGAAGGCCGGGACCCGCUGGGCGCCUUCGGGCCGCGCCCUCCGUCCAAAAAGCGGCGCAAGUCGCGCACGGCCUUCACCAACCACCAGAUCUACGAGCUGGAGAAGCGCUUCCUCUACCAGAAGUAUCUCUCUCCCGCCGACCGAGACCACAUCGCGGCGCAGCUGGGCCUGAGCAACGCGCAGGUGAUCACCUGGUUCCAGAACCGCCGCGCCAAACUGAAGCGAGACCUGGAGGAGAUGAAGGCCGACGUGGAGUCGCUCAAGAAGUUGCACCCCGCCGCCCUGGAGAAGCUGGCCAGCAUGCCCGAGCUGGAGACCCCGGGCGUCUCUGGACCUGCGCGAGCCCGCGGGGGCCAUCUCCGCCGCACGUCGCCCCCGCCCUCACCCAGCGCCUCACGACACACCUCGGACGCUUUCUCCGACGGCGAGGACGAGGAGGAGGAGGAGGAGGAGAUCGACGUGGGAGACUGAGGGCCGGGGAGGGGGCGACCCGGAAGGGAGAAGUCUCCUUUCCAGCUGCCGCCUUCCGCCUUCCUGCCUCUGGAUUGCAAGGCCGCUUGAGGAGGGUCCAAGACUAGGCUGUGGGGCCGUUCCUGUCGCCCUGCCUACCCCGGACAGCAUCCCCCUCUCCAGGAUUCCCGCAGCCCCGCUC
This is a messenger RNA of Crotalus tigris (Tiger rattlesnake), 970 nucleotides long. It is a transcript of the gene LBX2, whose product is annotated as ladybird homeobox 2. Gene Ontology annotation, biological process: regulation of DNA-templated transcription. The record is from RefSeq and is a predicted model, not a curated record. The transcript has 2 exons. The coding region runs from base 1 to 789 and encodes 262 amino acids. Gene Ontology annotation, molecular function: DNA binding; DNA-binding transcription factor activity, RNA polymerase II-specific. Lineage: Eukaryota; Metazoa; Chordata; Lepidosauria; Squamata; Viperidae.